Molecule: messenger RNA, 1749 nt
Organism: Etheostoma cragini (Arkansas darter)
Lineage: Eukaryota; Metazoa; Chordata; Actinopteri; Perciformes; Percidae
Gene: gtf2h4
Product: general transcription factor IIH, polypeptide 4
Exons: 14
Coding region: 212-1609 (465 amino acids)
Biological process (GO): nucleotide-excision repair
Cellular component (GO): transcription factor TFIIH core complex; transcription factor TFIIH holo complex
Molecular function (GO): double-stranded DNA binding; ATPase activator activity
Source: RefSeq, a predicted model, not a curated record
GCUUUUCAGCUUGUUCGACCACCGCCAUUGAAAACCACCGAAGAAGAAGACAACCAACAGGGACGCCCUUGUGGAAGUCACGUGCCCUGCAAACAUGGCUUUACGGCGAAAGAGAACUGCCGAAUGACAACAAUGCAAUGAGAUAGUUUAUCCUAUUAAAAUACCUUAACUGUCAGGAAUUCGUAGACAUUUUAUAUCUGUCUUCACGAUAAUGAAGCUACGUGUCCAUCUGCAGUGUAAGAAUCUGCAUGAAUACCUGCGAGAGCUGAGUCCUGAAAUAUUGGACCGACUGUACAACCACCCAGCAACAUGUCUGGCUGUCUACAGGGACCUCCCCUCUCUGGCCAAGAACUAUGUGAUGCGUAUGCUGUUCCUGGACCAGCCUCUCCCGCAGGCAGCACUGGCAUUGUGGGUGAAAAUAGACAGUCAGAAGGAUCAUGAUGAGUGUGUCUCGGUGUUGGCAGGACUCCGCCUUUGGCACAGCCAGCAGCUGCAGGGGGGUCUGCAAGGCUACAUUUUAAAUCCAGUGUUCAAAGACAACCUGAGGAUAGCUCUGCUCGGCGGGGGCAAAGCGUGGGCAGAUGAGGGCAGCUCACUGGGUCCCGACCGCCACGCACGGGACAUCGAGAGUCUGGACCGCUACGCCAUCGAGCGCUGGGAGGUCAUCCUGCAUUUCAUGGUGGGUUCUCCCUGUGCUGCUGUCAGUCAGGACCUGGCUCAGCUGCUGGUCCAAGCAGGCCUCAUGAAAAGUGAAGCAGGAGAGGCGCCAUACAUCACCUCGGCGGGAUUCCAGUUCCUGCUGCUGGACACAGCUUCUCAGCUGUGGUACUUCACCCUGCAGUACCUCAAAACCGCUCAGUCCAGAGGGAUGGAACUGGUGGAGAUCCUGUCAUUCUUAUUCCAACUCAGCUUCUCCACUCUUGGCAGAGAUUACUCGGUGGAGGGCAUGAGCGAGUCAUUACUCACCUUCCUGCAGCACCUGCGGGAGUUUGGGCUGGUGUUCCAGAGGAAGAGGAAGUCGCGGCGGUAUUACCCGACCAGGCUAGCCAUCACUCUGGCUGCAGGAGUCACUACCAGCUCGUCCUCGUCCUCCUCCUCUACUCUGGCCUCCCCCCCUGGUACUGGAGACACCGGCUUCAUUGUGGUAGAAACCAAUUAUCGCAUCUACGCCUACACAAACUCGGACCUUCAGAUCGCUCUGGUGGCUCUGUUCAGUGAAAUGCUCUACCGCUUCCCCAAUGUAGUGGUUGCCCAGGUAACCAGGGAGUCGGUGCAGCAGGCCAUCGCCAACGGCAUCACAGCACAGCAGAUUAUCCACUUCCUGAGGACCAGAGCUCACCCUGUCAUGCUCAAACAGACUCCUGUGCUGCCUCCGACCAUCACUGAUCAGAUCCGCCUGUGGGAGCUAGAGAGAGACCGACUGCGCUUCUCAGAGGGAGUUCUCUACAACCAAUUCCUCUCCCAGGUCGACUUCGAAGUGCUGCGAGACAGAGCUCAGGGUCUGGGCUGUCUGGUGUGGCAGGACGUGGCUCAGAGGGUGAUGGUGGUGUCGCCGCAGGGACACAGCGAGGUCAAGAGGUUCUGGAAACGACAGAAGUCCAGUACGUAACCAGCUGCAGACCUUCGGGAUCAGAUUUUCUUGCAGCCACAGUAGCUGUAAGAAAUUAGAGAUGUUAUACUUAUUUUGUAUGUUUCAUAAAAUGUUGACUACUAUGUUUUGGGGAUUAAAUAGUUAUAAGAAGAAAAUGU